UAAACCAUAUUAUCACAUAUUUUUUCUUCCAUGAGUCAAUUUCUAAGUGCAAACUGCGAAGAAAACAAUAACAAAGUAGUGCAAGUUCCUACUGCUUAAAGAAAUAUAGGUAAUAUAAUGUUUUGCAGCUGUUGGCGCGGAGGAGAAUAUAAUAAUAAUAAAUAAUGUAUAAUUCCAUAUACAAAGUGCACUUUUAAAAGAAAGAACGAACAAAAUAAUAUCACACCAUUCGAUGACGAAGGAGACGAAGAAACAUCAAACAGCAGCUGUGUAGUGUGUUAACGCGCACAUAUUAGGUACCUACUGAAAAAUUGUUUGAUCUCAGUGAUCGUAUUAGUGUACUAAUAGAAUAUUCGUUAAUGCGUUUCGAGUUUUUUAAUCAAUUAAUGAAUAGUUAGCUUUAUAUUUGCCACUGUACCAAAAAUGAUUUGCCAUUCUAUAGUCUGUGAUAAUCAUUUCUAUUACCUAAUACUUGUUUCUUAAUUAGUCAAAUAGAAUCGGUUGAUUAACCAUCUACAUCCAUCUAAAUGAAAUUCCCAUUUUUAUUUGAAACAAAAGUAAUGCAAUAACUAACAUAAACCUGUGACUUUUGGACUUCCGAGAUAUUUGUCUUAAGUGAGUGUAUUUGAAAUAUUUGUAUUUUAUUUUCCUUAAAUAGGAAUUGGUAACUUCAUGUUUGUAAACACAGAUUGGCCUGAUCUAGGCAAUAUUAUUUAAAAUACCUGAGAGAAUUUUUAAAUAAAGGAUUAUUGCCUUUUUACCAACAUUCCAACAGGUGAAGAUUAUUACAAGUUUUCCUUGCAGUUUUAUUACAAUUAUUUUGUAAGAUUUUAAAGACCUAAUUGUAAUGUUUCAUGUUAUUAAUUUGAAAUGUGUUAUUUUGAUACUUCUUAUUUUUCUUUUUUAGGUGAGAAGACAUAUGAUCAAAAAUGGAUCCAAUGGCUCUAGUAACACAAUACAAUUUACUUCAGAAUGCCCCCCCCGAAGAAUCAAAACUUGCUACUUAUAUGGUAUGUAUGAUAUAAAACAAUUGUAUGUAUCAAUAUUUAUUCAAAUGUUAGGUUUAUAUAUUUUAAAAGAUUUUUAUGGUAUACCUACCUAAAUACUACCCACCUACUUUUUCACAAGAAAAAUAAAAUUUGACCUCAAUUUUCUAAAGUAAAGGAAAGACAAAUGUGUAGUUAAUUAUCAAGUUUAUUAAACCAUGAAGUAUUGUUGAGUAUGACAUGAAGUUAUACUACUAAUUUAAUAAUAAUUAAUUAAUACAUUCAAAUAGUUAAUCUAAAAACUAGGUACAUUAAUUUGUAGACAUUUAUUACUAAUUUUACUAAGGUUUCUUAGGAGAAAAUUGUUCUUAUUUAUCCAACUUUGAUUAAUCUUCACCUAAUUUGUUAGUAUUAAUAAUUUGUCAUUAUGUCUAUAACUUAGAAUUAUUUUUUAAUUUAAUUUUAGUUUUAAUGUCAAGCUUAAUCUAAUGAUACAACAACUAAGGUUGUUAAAAGGUAAACUUUUACUAAGGUUUUAUUUUGUUAUCAAAUAAUAAUGCAGGUUCAUUAGAUUACAUUUAUAAUUUCAUUAUAAUUAUUUUUUCUCGCAACUUAAGACAUUUUUAUUUUUUGUAUAUAAAAUUAAAGCAUCUUAUUGUUUGGCAAAAUUGAUCAUAAACAGGUAUUUAGAUAACUUGAACAUAUUUUCAAAAAUUAUAUCUUAUCACUAGAUUAAUUGUUACAUGUAACAUGUAAAAUUUUGGGGGGUCUAUUAAAAUCAGGAAAGUAUUUUAAUAUUUGUUAGGAUCAAUAUUUUAUUGAAAACAAGAAUAAAUAGUUUGAUAACAAAACAAACCGUUGGCACAUCAUCAUUUAUUCCAUAAUCACAUUUAAAAUACACUGUUAUAAAAUCAAUGUAAAUAAAACAUAAAAUUAUCUGAUAGUUCUGUAUCUGUACAAUAUUUAAAUUUACAAUACUCAAUGUACUAAUAUUUUAUUAAUUAGCCAUGUAUUUUCACAUACUUUAAAUCUCAAAGUAUUUGACUUUUAACUAUAUUUAAUAUUCAUGUAUAUAUUUCUAUAAAAAUGUUAUCACUUGUCACAUACCUAGCAAAUGUCUUAUCGAUUUUUACCUUUUAUUACCUUUUUGCCAAAAAAAUAUUCCUACUUAAUAUCAUUCCAAGCAAAUUUGUUUGUGACCCUUAAAAUUUGAACUAAAAUAUGACUAUAUAUUGCAUGUAUAGGUACAGAAAAUGUUGGGUGUUGAAUAUUCUUAAACUACAUAAUAAAUAAUUACUAUUUAAACUGUAACUAACACUUCAUGGAGAAUUUAAAUUUUGUUUUCCAAAUAAAACUUUUAUUUCUAUUGUCCUUAAAUUAUUUUAUUCCUAAUUAUAAUUUAAUUAUUUGUAUGAAUGUUGACUUAGUAUAGGUACAUUUACCAACUACAUAUUUUUUAUGCUUGAAAGUAUCAUUUUAAUAAUUUUUUUUUAUAGAAACGUCAAAAUAAUAUAUCUCCACAGACAACAUUGUUUCAAUCAUUAUCAAAAAGUUUUUCAAAUUUAGAAAUUAACCAAUCAUCUGUAUCUAUGAAAAAGGUUAGUUAAUACAUAUUUAAAAUAUAUUUUAUCUAAUUCUACUAAUUUGCUAUAUUUUGAAUUAGUAUUCUUAGAGUAAAUGAUACAUAGAGUUUGUUGUAUGAUGGACUUUAUUAAUUGCAUCAAUACCAAUGUAACCUUAGCAAUAUUUUAUUGACUCAAAGUCAAUAAUUAAGGAACACCAAUAUCUUUAUUAGUUUUUAGGUUUAAAAUGUAUUUAUUUAUAGUUCAUUUUGGUUCUUAGUUCAUUGGUCACAUUAAAAUUAUUCAAUUGUGUUCGCCAUACAUAGAUCACUGCCUCUAUACAUAUUAUAUACUCUAAGAUACACUUAUAUUUUUAAUAGAUGUUAUCAUAAAUACAUUUGUUUUAAAGCACUACGUUAAUUUGAUUAUAAACACAGAAUAUAAAAAUUAAAAAUGUUCGCAAUUAUGCACAUGUUGUGAUAGGCAGUUGACAAUUUUCAGACAUCUAUACCAACUGUUGAUUUCGUACCUAGAAAUCUAGUUAGUUCAUUAAAUAUUCCUGAUGGUUCUUCAAUAUACACUAAAGACAAAUCUCAGCCUAUACAAGCAUAUCAGGUAGAUAGUAUUAUUUUAUAAUUAUUUAUAUUAGUUUUUUAAUAUUUGAAAAAUAUGUAUUAAUCAUUACUGUAUAGUAAAUUAUAAAUAUAUUAUUAUUAUUAUUUAAUCUGUAAUAGAAAAAUGUCAAUGGUACAACAUAUUUCUAUCCACCAGACUCUAAUGGUACUAAUCAACCAAAUGGUAACGUUUUUGAUGAUCCCUCUGGAUAUUUGUCAAUGCCGUCUGUUGAAUCACCAACUGCUUCACUAUAUGCCCAGGAUGACUUAAGAAGAGAUUUGUUGCAUAGAAAUGCAUUGUCUAUGGCUUCACCUGAUUCAGAUAGAUGGCCAGGUACAUAAUAUUUUUAAUUGCAUAGUAGUAAAUAGUAAUGAUACUUAUUUUAUUUAAUCUUAUAAUUUCGGUCUACUUAUUUAUUAGUGAAAAUCACAAGUUUAUAUUUUUGAUAUUUAUUUGUAUAUGCUUAAGUUUUAUGCAUAAUUUAUAAUAGACUCUUAAAUCAUUGCCUUAUGGUGAUAAUAUAAUAUGAAAAUAAUAACAACAUAGUUUUAUAUAAAUUUAACGUUUUUCUUAUUGACAUUUAUUUUAGAUUUACCAGAAAAUGUUGAAGAUUAUCAUGAUGUUUAUCCUUUAGAUAUAUUUGGUCACUCUUCUAAAAUAUUGACAUAUAGUACAUCUACUUAUCGAGCAACACAUUCCAAAACAGGAGAGAAAUGUUGUUUAAAACGAAUUCAUGGUAAAAUUCAAUAAUCAAAUAUCAUUUUAUGAAUGCAAAAGUUUUUGUGAGAUUUAAGCUUAAAGCUUACAUGAUUUUACUAUUUUAAGAUUGUACUCUUAAUAUUUUAUUAUCAAAAUGAAAUAACAUUGAAUUGUGUGUAUUACAGGUUUUCGACAAACAAUCACAAAAUAUGCUCCAUUAAUUGAAGCUUGGAAAAAGAUCAAUCACCCAAAUAUAGUUCAAUUAAAGGAUAUAUUUAUAACAAAAGCUUUUAAUGACAGUUGUGAGUAACUUGUAUCGUUAUAACUUUGUUACUUAUAAUUUAUUUAAAAAUUAAUUUUAUUUUGAUUUUUUCAGCCUUAAUAUUUAUUUAUAAUUAUCAUCCCGAUUCUGAGUCCUUACAAACACGACAUUUCAAUUCUCAUGAAACGUUGAAUGGUUAUAAUGAUCCAUUUAGUUCAGAUCCAAAUGCACCGCGACCUUAUAGUCACACAAAAAAUGCUAUUUUACGACAUCAGCAUAGGUAAAUACUAAUUAGUAAUGAUAAUAAUGUUAAUUAUAACAAGUUUUAAUUAAGUUUUAUGUUGAGUCAUCAGUAUAAUAAUACAGUAUUACUAAUACUAGUAUUAUUAAUACAAUAACUAUGAAAUUAAUAAAACAAAAGUAUAAUGUAUAAAUUUAAUAAUGCUUUUCCUUCAAAUUUUCUCAUUGAGUUCAGUUAGAUAUUUUAAACAUUUGUCAUAAAUCAACAAAUUAUAAAGUAGUGUUCUGUAAAAGGAUGUAAGCAACAUUACUUUCAAAUAUAUUUAUAUAUUUUAAUUUUAUUACUAGAGUUUUGUACUUCCUGGGAAUAUUGUUAGGUAUGUUCUAUAAAAAUAUUAAUUGUUUAUUCAUUAUUUUAUUUGAAACAGGUCGACUUUAUUCUAUAAAACUAUAAAUUGUACAUGUUUUGAAAGGCCGUAAUAUUUACAAUUUUCAUCAAAAUUUGAUAUUUAAUUUCUUAUUACAAAUUUAUUCUACAUUACACUAUUUUUAUUUCAUUAUCUUUUUUUUUACCCUAAAGUAACAAUCCUUCUGUCAAAUUUUCAAGCAUUUCCAUUUGUUCUAACAAUUUUAUCCAUAUUGUACCUGCUGAAUAUAAAUUAUGCAAAAAACUUGCAUAAUGUAAAUAUUUAUAAAUAGCUCAAAAAUGGUUAAAAUGUUUUGGACAUUUUACCAUGUCUAGAUAAGGUCUUUGCUAAUUUUAAGUCUACAAAAAUUAUUAACCAAAUCAUAAUAAACAAACAAAAGAUGUCCUUAGAUAAUGGGCAAAGGUCCAGCCAUUGAGAAGUUGGAAAGGAAGGAUACAGAAUGGAAUUUAAUAUAUAUCUGUAAGCAACAAUAAACCAUUGCUAAUGAAAAAUCGAUUCUGAGUAGUGUUCAGUUGACAGAGGUACUUUGUCAACAAUAUAUUUGUCCCAUCGUACGAAAAUUCUGUAUAUAUAUUUAGAAAGUGUACAUAAUUACAAUUCGAAUCGUGUAUAUAUAUAUAUAUAUUAAUCAAUUUGAAUUCUAUUAUAAAACCCAAUCAAUUAAUUUGAAGAAUGAAUCAUUAAGAGGUUUCAUUAAAGACUUUAUGACACUAUUCUGAUAAACAAACACCAGUUUUAAACCCUUUCUCACAGAAAUUAAUUUGUGUAACCAUGCCAUGCCAUACCCUACCAAACCAUAACUUGAACAGGAUGGUUGCCUCGUUGAACGGGCAAAACCUUUUCUUUGGCCUCUAAUAAUGACUGCAUAUACCCUAUCAUUCUGCUUGUUGUAUUUUUCUUCAACGAUGAAUAUUUUUUCAUCUGUGAAUAAAAAUGUUUUAAAUUUUUUUGAGUCUAUCUGCUUUUUUGAUGUUUUGAGUCUUAUUUUUUUUAAUUGGUCCUUCAACAAAUUGCUUGUACAUCGCUUGUAUGCACGUAUACCUAAAUCAUUUCAAAUUAUGUGAGAAACCGAUCAUGUGUUGAUUUUCAUUUUUCGUGCAACAGUUUUCUGUUUCCGUAACAGAAUUCAAUUGAUUUUUGAACGAAUGUCUUCAAUCGCCUUUUUCGUCAAAAGAGAACGAGAACAACUUAUUCUAGCACGAUAAACAAUAUCAUCAAUAUCAGAGUAACAUUCGAUAGUCUGAUACACAAAUUGUUCAUUCAUUUUAAGAAGAAAGUUGCAAGAAAACGAAAAUUUGUGACGCCCAUUUUUCCUAAUUAAACAAACUAAUUUUGGCAAUACGCGUGUGAUAAUCUUCCCACUGCAUUGUUAGUACGGGUACUGCGGAAAUUGCUGUGAUUAGCCCAUGACACGUAUUAUCGUGCACUUAUAAUGUUUCCACUGUUGUAAAUUAAAAUGCUCUUUAACUACAGGGUACUGACAGAAUUUAUAUUAAGACUAGGUGGAUUGUACAAAUUGUUAUAUUUAUUUUUGUAACAAUAAUUAAUACUAAUGUUUAAAAAAAUAUGUUAUUACAUAAUAUAUGAAUGUAUAUUUAAUGAGUUUAAGUUAAUAUUAUUAAAUUUGUCAUUUUAUCUACUUCUAUAGUGCUAUAAAACUAUAUUUAAUUUAUUAUUCUUGGUUUAAAACAUUCAAAUAUAAUGUGUUAUCAUUUUCACUUUUAAAUUUUGUUAUUUUAUUAUUACUUUAUAUUUACAUAAGUUUACUUGUUUAUUAAUUUAAAUUUCAAUAUUUGUUUUGUUUAACUAUUAUUAUAAUUAGUAUCUGAAUUUUUUUUUUUUUUUUUUAUUCUAAAAAUUACAGUUGAUGUCAGUGUAAGUAUAAACUAAAAUAACAUUGAUAUCAGUUUUACUGUUUAUGAGAAAAAAACAGUUUAUUGUUUAGAUUGGAAGAGUUAUCAAUUUAUAAUUUAAUUCCUUACUUCUCUGGUCUAAACUUUAAAAAAAUUAUAACUUAUAAAUAGUAAAAAUGAUAUUAUCAUAGACCUCAUUACAGGAUAGCUAGGGUUAGCAAUUGCUACCUCACUAUUUUCAUCGUAGGUGCAAAUUAAUAGCUACAAUAUUUCCUUACCACUAUAUACUACCCCUACCUAUUAGUAAUUUUUUUUAAAAAAAAUAUAAUUUGAUUGUUUUUUUUCAUAACACGAUCACACAAAUUUGAAACAAAUAUAAAGGUCAGUCAACUAAUAUAUUACUUAUAUUUCUAAAUUUAUUAAAUAUUUUAGAUUCUGAGCGGAACAAGGAAUGUUUUGAUCUUACAAUAAUAUUUUAUUUUUUUUCAUUUGUGAACAAUUUUUCUACCAGAAAUUUGACUCAAAUUUUUAAAUGUAGCACCUUUUCUGAAAAGAAAUUAAACUGAGGUGGUUAUUUAUGAAGAUCAGAUGAUUUUCACAAGGGUUUUCAUAAUAAAUGUGAAAACCCUAGAAAUACCUUAGUAAUAACUAAAAAAAUUGUAAAUAUAGCCUUGCAAAACAUUUAUAAUUGAAAUCUGCUCAGAAUUUUUUUUUUUUUAGCAAUGAUUAAUUGUUGUGUACACACAAAUUUCCCUCUACCUUCCCUAUUUCUCACCUAUAACAGUAGUCCACUCAUAGUGUGAAGUAUAUCCCUAUUUUCUUCUUAUUUCUAAUGAACUUCCAACUAAUGAAGUGUGAGACUUCAUCAGAUCAUAACUGAUUUAAAAAUAUUAUUCAAGAUGUUUUCUUCUACCCUAUGAUUUUUAAGCAUAUCUUAAUAAACAAAAACUAUUUUAUUUCAGUAAUGGAUUAUUGUCCGAAAAUACGUUAUGGAAUUAUACAAUUCAACUUAGUGGAGCACUUCGUGUAAUACAUGGAUCUGGUUUAGCAUUACGAAGUCUUUGUCUAAAUAGGGUUUUAGUGACCGGCAAUGUAAACUCCAGAGCUAGAUUGCGAAUUAAUUGUGUUGCCAUAAUGGAUAUUUUGUUAAAUGACAUGGCCAGUCCAAAUAUUAUUGCUUUUCAAGUUAGUUAAAGUUCUUGUUUGCUAAAAUUAAUAUUAUACUGAUGUGAGUUAAAAAUUUUAGCAGGAAGAUAUGUCAGACUUUGGAAAACUUUUAUUAGCAUUAGCUUGUCGAUCUCUGAUAGCUGUACAUCAAGACAAUCUUUUAACUUCAAUUGAUCUAAUGGCUCGCUCAUAUAGUAGUGAUAUUCGUCAUUUGAUAAGGUCUUAUUUCUGAAUUCAUGACCAAGACUUAACGUUAGAUAUUAUUGUUUUUUAAUAUUUUUCCUAGGUAUUUACUGGGUAGUCAAAGGCGGCAUAUUACAGACUUAAUGCCUAUGAUUGGUGCAAGAUUUUAUACUCAAUUGGAUGCUGUGCAAAAUCACUCAGACAAUUUAGAAACCGAGCUAUCCAAAGAAAUGGAGAAUGGGCGUUUAUUGAGAUUAUUGGUGAAACUUGGAUCGAUUAAUGAACGACCAGAGUAUUGAAUUUAUUUAAAUUUCAUUUUAUAAUUUAAAUUUUUUUAACCAUUAAAUUUUAUUUGUAGGUUUAACUUGGAUCCUGCUUGGUCAGAAACUGGUGAUCGAUAUAUGUUGAAAUUAUUCAGGGACUAUCUAUUUCAUCAAGUGACUGAAGAAGGACGCCCAUGGUUAGAUAUGUCUCAUAUAGUACAGACACUUAACAAACUUGAUUCUGGAUCUUCAGAUACAGUUAGUUAUAUCUAUAAAUAUAAUCAAUUUUAUUUUUCAUUAUUUGAAAUUAAUAAUAUAUUUGUUUAGAUUUGUUUGUAUUCACGUGAUGAAAAAACCAUAUUAGUGGUUAGCUAUCAAGAAUUAAAACAAUGUUUAGAACAGUCAUUUUCUGAGGUUGCCUCGGCUGCUGCGACCGAUGAUCUUGUUAAAGCUGAAUAACGAUAAAUGUCCAUAAGCUGGGCUUACAAAUAAUUGCUUAGUCCAAGUACUUAAAUUUAUAAUAACUUAUGAUUAAUUUAUUAAAAAAUAGAUUAAUUAAUUCGGUUGAAUGCUUAAAUGCUAAUUUUUUUUUUUUUUUUGUUUUACCAAACUUCAUUCCUAAUUCAACAUUCCAAUGUUGCAACAAUUAACUUAAGUCAGUUUUUAAAUUUGCUUCCAUUGAGCUGUGUAUUUACAAAAGAAGAUAUAUAUUUUAAACUUAGAGCAAUAAUAAUUCAAUUAUAUUAUAACAUAGCCUCAAGUUGAUAAUCUCAGUUUUGGUAAAUUUUUUGGUCUCUGAUUUGUUAUAUUUUUUGUUACAAUUAAAUUAAUUUUGUAUUAGGAAUGAAUAUGAUGAUAAAUAUUUAUUAGACUUUGAGUUGUCUUUCAAUAUGUGUUCUAAUUUAUUUUGUUGCCUAAAGUUACAACUAAUAAUUUUUUACCAUCCAAUGUUCAGUCAUAGCAGCACUGAUCCAUGGUUUAAACAAUCUAUUAUUUGAUUUCAGAAUAUAGUGAUUAUAAUUGUUUAUUUUUAUAACGACUUACAUAGUAUUUAUACAUAUUAAUUUUGUUAUUUAUGGAUUAUUUUUAUUUUUGAAACUAUUUUAUAUCCAAAAAUAUAUUUACCUUAUAAAUUAUUUAUUUAUUUACCAAAUAUAUAGUUGCUGUGAACAAUCAUUAUUACCAAAAAUGUAAUAAUUUAACUAAACUUAAGACUCAUGUUAAUUGAAAAAAAAAAACAUAUUUUAAUUUUUAAUACAUAUUGAAAGAUGGCUAAAUAUGUGAAGAUUUUGCUAUAUUUUCUGUAAUUUUUUGAAAAAAUUCCAUUUAAAAUUUAAAUGGCAUUUAUCAAACAGAAUGUUAACUGCAUAAAUUAUAUAGUUUUGAAGCAAUGGUGAUGUCUAUUAUAAUUAAGAUAUAUUUUUUUUUAUAUAAAUUGUUUAUGUAUUGUGAUAGGUUUAAGAACAUUAUGUCCAAAAUAAUAAUUUUUAAGGUUUUGUCAUAUAAAAUUAUAAAGAAAAGUUAAAAAUAAAAGAUAAAAUAUUUUAAAUAAAGUUUAGUGA
This is a messenger RNA of Cinara cedri, 9820 nucleotides long. NCBI's taxonomy places the organism in Eukaryota, Metazoa, Arthropoda, Insecta, Hemiptera, Aphididae. The record is from the annotation of a GenBank genome assembly.